Messenger RNA from Lindgomyces ingoldianus, 684 nucleotides. RefSeq lists its product as uncharacterized. The record is from RefSeq and is a predicted model, not a curated record. The annotation marks the transcript as partial. The transcript has a single exon. NCBI's taxonomy places the organism in Eukaryota, Fungi, Ascomycota, Dothideomycetes, Pleosporales, Lindgomycetaceae.
AUGAAGAUCACAGAAAUCUCCUACGUGAAGCCUCAACCAACAGCGCUAGGCAUUCCAGGUGAACUCUGGGCUGAUAUCUGUCUUGCGAAUACGGCUAAACAAGAGUGGCCCGAGUUCCUUGCCUUCGAAGGUACUAAAGAUGGCUUUAUAAUUGACUCAACCGACUUUUUCAAUCUUCGUCUAGCCUGCCUCGAGCUUGAGAAGAAGACCCGACAUGCAUUCGGCCAACGAUUCUUCACCUCUCGAAAAUUUAUGCUCACGCCAUGGAGCUUGAAGGCACUCUCAGAGAUCUCGCUGCAUUCCACAUUUUCCAAAAGUUUACGAGAGUUGAGUUUUGGGCCAGAGCGAUUGACCGGCUACGCACUCAAGAGGCCUAUCGAGGACAUCGAUGAGAUCACAACUGUUCAAGGGUUCGGCGGGUGGACAUAUAGAGCCCCGCUUCGUAUCCCUCCUACAUGGGAAACUGAUUUCAGCGCUACGUUUACCUCUUUGCGGGAAGAGCAGGCAGAAAUGGAGGUAGGAUAUGAAGAUGAGCGUAUGCUACUCGACGUCUUCCAGAACCUCCCGAAUUUGAAGAUCGUGACCGUCGAAAUGGUUCCAUGCUUGAGAUUUAAUCAAGGAAUCAGAAUAAACCCGUUCCAGAACCUGGGUUGGGGAGCACGAGCGCUAUUUCGACAAGUUGGG